Molecule: messenger RNA, 864 nt
Organism: Peniophora sp. CBMAI 1063
Lineage: Eukaryota; Fungi; Basidiomycota; Agaricomycetes; Russulales; Peniophoraceae
Source: the annotation of a GenBank genome assembly
AUGUCUGGUUUGGACUCAUUCAUCACGUCUUCCGCGCCGCCGCCAGAAUGCAUUGCUACCUCUACCGAAAUCGAAGACCGAGAGUCCAUAUUUGUUGGCCAUAUAUACCGCGCUGCAACUGCAGUACAGGCUCGAGCUGCUCAGGCCCAUCUGAAGCGUAGCCACGCGAAGAAGCCGGCUAGUCAUGAGAUAUACGCGUAUAGGUGUAUGGCGUUGAAGAAAGGACGGGAUGGGUUGGGCGAGGAUGACUUUAGGGUCGAGGAGGGAAUCGAGGAUGAUGGGGAGUCAUGGGCUGGUUCCAAGAUCUUGAAGGUCAUGAAGGAUACAGGAGUCAUAGAUGCAGUGGUCAUUGUGAGCCGGUGGUACGGAGGAGUGAUGCUGGGCCCGGCCAGGUUUACACAUAUUGAAGAUUGCACCCGGGAAGUCUGUCGCGCUUUCGCAGUAAAGGAUGAGCUGGACGAUUGUAUCGCUACUCUGAUAGCUCUCGACGAAACGCUACUCCGUCUACGUAAUAAACUUGAAUCCGUUCGCGCAUCCAAAGCUGCCGAGCCCACGCCCGCGCGCGACGCAAGCUCUUCAGCUUCAGCUGCGAUCGCUUCAGCUUCAACCCCGUCUGCACCAGAUAGUGCCAAUCCAGCACCCACUCCCAGCGCAGCUGAUGCCGAACCUGAACCUCUCGCUAAGAAGAGGAAGCUUGAACCUGCGCAGGAUUACGCCGACUUGCGACGGGGUGCGGACGUAAAGAAAGCCAAACGGCUGAUCACUGCACGCGAAAACUCGAUCAAAGCUGUACAGAAGUUACUGGACAAGGAGCUGGCUGGAAAGUCUCCUCUCAAUGCAGGGAACGCGCCGUCAGCCCAGUGA